Messenger RNA from Capronia epimyces CBS 606.96, 732 nucleotides. RefSeq lists its product as uncharacterized. The record is from RefSeq and is a predicted model, not a curated record. Bases 1 to 732 code for a protein of 243 amino acids. Gene Ontology annotation, molecular function: nucleotidase activity. Gene Ontology annotation, biological process: pyrimidine nucleobase metabolic process; nucleotide catabolic process. The transcript has a single exon. NCBI's taxonomy places the organism in Eukaryota, Fungi, Ascomycota, Eurotiomycetes, Chaetothyriales, Herpotrichiellaceae.
AUGGGGUCCGUUGAAGCCUUGUCCGCGGACAAAAGAGCGAUUUUCUUUUUCGACAUAGACAACUGUCUUUACCCGAAAAGCGGACGAGUUCACGACCACAUGGCCCGGCUGAUCAAUGAUUACUUUAUCAAACAUCUUAGCCUCAGCGUCGAGGAAGCCGAACGGCUGCAUCAGCAAUAUUACAAAGAUUAUGGAUUGGCCAUAGAAGGUCUCGCCCGUUUUCACAAGAUCAACCCUAUGGAUUUCAAUCGGGAAGUCGACGAUGCUUUGCCUCUCGACGAGCUUCUCUCGCCGAGUUCUGAGACUCGACAGAUCUUGGAGUCGUUUGAUCGGUCCAAAGUCAAGCUUUGGCUGUUCACCAAUGCGCAUAUCACUCAUGGCCGGCGGGUAGUCAGACUGUUGAAGAUUGAUGAUCUCUUCGAAGGCAUCACGUACUGCGAUUACUCUCAGCCGACACUAGUCGCCAAGCCGCGGCCGGAGAUGUUUGACAAGGCCGAACGAGAAGCUGGGGUGACGAAGGAUACCCCGAUAUAUUACGUGGAUGAUUCUUACUCGAAUUGCAAAGGGGCGUAUGCCCGAGGGUGGACAAAUACAGUUCACCUGGUCGAGCCCGAAGGCCUGGAUCCUCCCUUGGAGCCCCCGCCGAAGGCAUGCGGUUAUCAAAUCAGCCAUCUCCGAGAACUUUUAGGCCUUUUCCCAGAACUUCUCAGGGAGAAGGAAAAGCCCUCGUAA